GGGACGAUUACAUUACUGCCAUUCCUGCGGAUAAAUCUGAAAGUAUAUAAGGGCGUACAACAACGAAAAUGCUUCUGCCGAGAUGUGAUGGCAAUAUUAACAAUUGCCAAUCUAUUUACAAAAACAUGGCCUUUGCCGUCUGGUUUCUCUCCACAUUUGUCAUUGUUGCAGCACAAAGGCAUAUGGCUCUAGAGCACGAGGGUACAUACAAUAUUGGCGGUGUACUGACUAACUCGGACAGCGAAGAACAUUUUCGCACCACAAUAGCGCAUCUUAACUUUGAUCAACAGUAUGUGCCACGCAAAGUCACUUACUAUGAGAAAACUAUUCGCAUGGAUAAGAACCCCAUCAAAACAGUGUUCAAUGUUUGCAACAAACUCAUCGAGAAGCGGGUAUAUGCUGUUGUUGUCUCGCAUGAGCAAACCUCUGGAGAUUUGUCACCAGCCGCUGUUAGCUAUACAAGUGGCUUUUAUUCCAUUCCCGUUAUUGGCAUUUCAUCCCGGGAUGCAGCCUUCUCUGACAAAAAUAUUCAUGUUUCAUUUCUGAGAACCGUGCCGCCUUAUUAUCAUCAGGCUGAUGUGUGGCUUGAGAUGUUAAGUCACUUUAGCUAUACAAAGGUUAUCAUAAUACACAGUUCGGAUACCGAUGGCAGAGCCAUUUUAGGACGUUUUCAGACUACGUCACAAACCUAUUACGAUGAUGUUGAUGUCCGGGCCACUGUUGAGAUGAUUGUGGAAUUCGAGCCAAAACUAACGAGUUUUUCUGAACAUUUAACUUACAUGAAGACGGCACAAUCACGUGUGUACUUAAUGUAUGCCAGUACCGAGGAUGCUCAAAUAAUAUUCCGCGAUGCUCGUGAUCAUAAUAUGACACAAGAAGGACAUGUAUGGAUUGUGACCGAACAAGCCUUAUUUGCCAAUAAUACACCCGAAGGAGUGUUGGGUCUGCAGCUGGAACAUGCCCACAGUGAUAAAGGACAUAUAAGGGACAGCGUUUAUGUUCUUGCAUCGGCCAUAAAGGAGAUGAUUUCCAAUGAAACAAUUGCCGAAGCUCCAAAGGAUUGUGGAGAUUCAGCUGUCAAUUGGGAAUCAGGCAAGCGCCUUUUCCAAUACCUAAAGACUCGCAAUAUUACGGGUGAGACAGGCCAAGUGGCCUUUGAUGACAAUGGAGAUCGAAUCUAUGCCGGCUACGAUGUCAUCAAUAUUCGUGAGAACCAAAAGCAACAUGUUGUUGGCAAAUUUAGCUAUGAUAAUAUGAGAGCCAAAAUGAGAAUGAAGAUCAAUGAUAGCGAAAUCAUUUGGGCUGGUAAACAGAAACGUAAACCAGAGGGCAUAAUGAUACCAACACAUCUGAAGCUAUUGACCAUAGAAGAGAAACCUUUUGUUUAUGUGCGACGCAUGGGCGAUGAUGAAUUCCAUUGCGAGCCAAAUGAGCGACCAUGUCCAUUGUUUAACACCACAGAUGCAACUGCCAACGAAUUUUGUUGUAGUGGCUAUUGCAUUGACUUGCUAAUCGAACUUGCCAAACGCAUCAACUUUACCUACGAUCUAGCUCUGUCUCCGGAUGGGCAAUUUGGUCAUUAUAUUCUGCGUAAUAAUACGGGUGCCACUUUGCGUAAGGAGUGGACUGGUCUGAUAGGUCAAUUGGUCAAUGAACGGGCCGACAUGAUCGUUGCACCACUAACCAUUAAUCCGGAGCGUGCCGAGUAUAUUGAAUUCUCGAAGCCAUUUAAAUACCAAGGCAUUACAAUACUCGAAAAGAAACCGUCACGAUCGAGUACUCUUGUGUCUUUCUUACAGCCAUUUAGUAACACGCUAUGGAUCUUGGUAAUGGUGUCGGUUCAUGUUGUGGCACUCGUUCUCUACUUACUGGACAGAUUUUCACCGUUUGGACGCUUUAAGCUCUCGCAUUCGGACAGUAAUGAGGAAAAGGCAUUGAACCUCAGUUCAGCCGUAUGGUUUGCGUGGGGUGUGCUUCUAAACUCUGGUAUUGGUGAGGGAACCCCACGUAGUUUUUCCGCACGUGUACUCGGAAUGGUUUGGGCUGGAUUUGCUAUGAUAAUCGUUGCUUCAUACACUGCCAAUUUGGCUGCUUUCCUUGUGCUGGAAAGGCCGAAAACGAAACUGAGCGGUAUCAAUGACGCUCGUCUAAGAAAUACCAUGGAAAAUUUAACAUGUGCAACCGUGAAGGGCUCUUCGGUGGAUAUGUAUUUCCGUCGACAAGUUGAGCUGUCUAAUAUGUAUCGGACCAUGGAAGCAAAUAACUAUGCAACUGCUGAGCACGCCAUUCAGGAUGUGAAGAAGGGCAAGUUAAUGGCCUUUAUCUGGGAUUCAUCUCGCCUGGAGUAUGAAGCCUCUAAAGAUUGCGAGCUUGUCACAGCAGGCGAACUCUUUGGACGCAGUGGAUAUGGCAUUGGACUUCAAAAAGGAUCACCCUGGACCGAUGCUGUCACCUUGGCUAUUCUGGAAUUUCAUGAAAGUGGCUUUAUGGAAAAACUUGAUAAACAAUGGAUAUUCCAUGGGCAUGUUCAGCAGAAUUGUGAACUGUUUGAGAAAACACCAAAUACGUUGGGACUAAAGAAUAUGGCUGGUGUGUUUAUUCUAGUCGGUGUAGGUAUAGCGGGUGGCGUGGGACUUAUUAUCAUUGAAGUGAUCUAUAAGAAGCAUCAAGUGAAGAAGCAAAAGCGUCUGGAUAUAGCUCGACACGCUGCUGAUAAGUGGCGUGGCACCAUAGAGAAACGUAAAACCAUUCGAGCAUCUUUGGCCAUGCAACGACAAUAUAAUGUUGGCUUGAAUUCUCGGGCACCCGGUACCAUAAGUUUGGCUGUGGAUAAGAAACGUUAUCCACGCUUAAGUCAGCGCAUGGGCCCUGAACGUGCUUGGCCCGGAGAUGCCGCUGAAGUUUUACGCAUGAGACGUCCGUAUGAGAUUGGCAAGCCAGGACAGUCGCCAAAAGUAAUAGGCGGUCCUCCACAUCCAAUGCUGGGCAAGACAAGACCACAGGCUCAGCAAAAUCUAUUGCCACCACGAUAUUCACCCGGUUAUACCAGCGAUGUGUCUCACUUGGUCGUUUAAUGAUUGAAUGCCCAACAAUGCGUUGUUACCAUUUUUUUUCUUCAUUAGAUCACAAAUUUUGAAUUGGAAUUAAGUUUGAUUUUACAUAUUUCUAAAAAUGUUGCAGUGUUUAAUAUUUUCGCAUAGUUAUGAUCUUGUUUACGGUCUCAAAUGUUCCAUGUGAAGUGCACACAUUAAAAGAAAGUUUCUGUUGAUAGUUUUGCUUAUUAUAUGUAAAUCAAUUGUUCAACAUGAUGUAUGAAUAUUUUAUAAAGGAAGCUCAUUAUAUGUAAUACGACGUAUUUCUGGUCUACCAAAAUGAUCAGAAAAUCGAAUUUUAAAAAGUUAACAGCUAACAUUUUC
Drosophila willistoni is the source of this 3416-nucleotide messenger RNA. RefSeq names its product glutamate [NMDA] receptor subunit 1 (gene Nmdar1). The record is from RefSeq and is a predicted model, not a curated record. Gene Ontology annotation, molecular function: NMDA glutamate receptor activity. Bases 69 to 3074 code for a protein of 1001 amino acids. Gene Ontology annotation, cellular component: synapse; NMDA selective glutamate receptor complex; neuron projection. The transcript is spliced from 14 exons. Gene Ontology annotation, biological process: chemical synaptic transmission; regulation of membrane potential; ionotropic glutamate receptor signaling pathway. Lineage: Eukaryota; Metazoa; Arthropoda; Insecta; Diptera; Drosophilidae.